Molecule: messenger RNA, 2161 nt
Organism: Chenopodium quinoa (quinoa)
Lineage: Eukaryota; Viridiplantae; Streptophyta; Magnoliopsida; Caryophyllales; Amaranthaceae
Product: CBS domain-containing protein CBSX6-like
Exons: 2
Coding region: 563-1810 (415 amino acids)
Source: RefSeq, a predicted model, not a curated record
GAUCUGAUCCUGGAGUACUACUAAUCAUGAAACUGCAAAGUGAAUCAAAAUGAGCAAUAAACUCCAUCAACAAAUAACAACAAUUCUAACCCCACUUCUUGAAAAGUCUAUCACUAAAUUUUGUUGUUUUUCGACCCACUUUUUUUAUUAUUAAACCCCUAAUUUAUCUUCUUCUACAAAUUAACACACAGUUCUUCGGACAUUGCUAGAAAUAAUCUGGUAAAAUAAAAUAAUUUAGGUCAGAGAAAAAUUCAAAAUCUCCAGAUUCGCCAUGUCUGUUGAUGGCCUUCUGUGAUCAAUCUUCCAUGGCCAAAACUCUCUCUCUUCCUAUUACUGCCCUUCAUCUUCUUCUCAUCUUCCUCCAUUCCCUCUUAUAAUAAUUAAUUUAUUGAUUAAUCAACAAUUCUAACAAUUCUCCCAAUUUCUAGGAAGAAAUCAAAACCCUCAAUCAAAAUCCCUCCAAAUUUUCGCAAUUCUACAAUCUGGUUUUUUCUCAGAACCUUAAAAAAAUCUUACCCAGUUCAUCAAAAAUCAAUUAUCAGUGAAAAAUUGGGGCAAAAAGAUGGCUUCUGUAUUGGUUUAUCAUGUGGUGGGUGAUCUGACGGUGGCAAAACCGGAGUUGGUGGAGUUUAUGGAGACGGAGACGGUGGAGGCGGCGAUAAAAGCGAUUGGAGAAUCAACAGAGGGUGGAAUUCCGGUUUGGAGAAGGAAACCUCAAAAGGGUUUGACUGAAAAUAGUGAAAUGAGGUUACAAAGAUUUGUGGGUAUUCUUAAUCCUUUGGAUAUUGUGGCUUUUUUGGCAAAAGAUUGGUGUUUGCAGGAUCAGGAGAAAGCUAUGAAAACCCCGGUUUCUGAGGUUGUUGUUCCUAAUAAUUCCCUACUUAAGGAAGUGGAUCCUGCUACAAGAUUGAUAGAUGCACUGGAAAUGAUGAAACAAGGUGUGAAGCGUCUUCUUGUGCCAAAGAGUGUGGUAUGGAAAGGUGUGAGCAAGAAGUUCUCAAUUCUUUACAAUGGAAAAUGGCUAAAAAACAUAGAGGCAGGGAGCAACGCUAGUAGCAUCGCAAAUCUCAAUCGCCCUUCCUCAUCUACCGCCACUAUCAGCAAAACAAAGUAUUGUUGUCUCUCUAGAGAAGAUGUUGUCCGUUUUCUCAUUGGUUGCCUGGGUGCACUGGCGCCCAUCCCUCUCUCAUCCAUCUCCUCACUUGGAGCAAUCAGUUCUCAUUAUUCCUCCAUUGAGGCCUCCCUCCCAGCUGUUGAAGCCACCAAGAAGCUGCCUCACGACCCAAGUGCUGUUGCAGUUGUGGAGUCUACUCUUGAUGGUCAGCAUAAAAUUAUAGGGGAAAUAUCAGCAUGUAAACUAUGGAAAUGUGAUUACUUAGCUGCAGCAUACGCUUUGGCCAAUCUCUCAGCCGGGCAGUUUGUUAUGGGUGUUGAGGAUAAUAUGUCGCCAAGGUCGGUUCCUGAUAUUGGAGUUAACUCAACUGUCAAAGGAGACAGUAACGGAACUAAUGGAAGUGGUUCAAUGAGGCUUAGGAGAUUUAGCAGUAGAAGCAUCGGAUUUUUCGGAAACUCUGUUAGCCCCAAUUCUGGGGCUAGAAGUAUGUAUAGAGGAAGAAGUGCUCCUUUGACAUGCAGAGCUACAAGCUCGUUGGCUGCUGUUAUGGCUCAGAUGCUCUCUCACCGGGCAACCCAUGUUUGGGUAACUGAGGGUGAAGAUGAUGUUUUAGUUGGCGUUGUUGGGUAUGGGGAGAUCAUGCAUGCCGUGACUAAUAGACCACCACCACCAUCAACUGUCUCUACAAACCAGUAAAUUUUGGGACGGUCUUCUGAUUCUGAAUCAUUUUAGUAGUUGCAUCUACGUCGUGUUCAUUUAGAAUGGUUCCUAGUAUGGUUACAUGUUUCACUCUAUAUCUCAACUCUAUACAUUGGGAGUCUUGUGUUGUAAAGAAUGAUUAGCAGUGCGGGAACAUGCUUUCUUGUAGCUGAAUGUUUUGCCGUUAGGCUUGGUGAGAUUUGUAUUAUUUAUUUGUUUAUUUAUUAUAUACCUUUAAUCGAAUAAAAACUUGGGAAUUCCGAUCUCCCGUGUUGUUGAGCAUUAUGAACCUUGAGUUACUGCAAUUCAUUGUAAUGAUUUUCCUAGUGAUUGCAUUUUCCUAUUGAA